Xiphophorus hellerii (green swordtail) is the source of this 2175-nucleotide messenger RNA. RefSeq names its product zona pellucida glycoprotein d (gene zpd). NCBI's taxonomy places the organism in Eukaryota, Metazoa, Chordata, Actinopteri, Cyprinodontiformes, Poeciliidae. The transcript is spliced from 11 exons. The record is from RefSeq and is a predicted model, not a curated record. Bases 902 to 2086 code for a protein of 394 amino acids.
AACUGGACCGGUUUAGACCGCAGCUCCGCCCAGUACCAGCAGAUGGUUCUGGUUCUGACCCAGAUAGCAGAUGGCUCUGGUUCUGUCCUGUGGCUGUUGGCUGGUUUUAAUAUUUCUGACCCACUUUAGUCUCUUCCCUGCAGAUUUCCUGUCUGACCUGAAAACAACGUUUCCAUUAAUCUGAGCUUUGACUACACCACUCUCACUGAGGUCAGAAACUUUGAAGCUCAUCUAGAUUAGUUGUACAUAUCGUUAAAAAAAAUCAGAAAUAAACUCAACUUAUGAUUUAUUUUUAAUAUUUGACUGAUUAGAGGAAAAUUAUUGUUAUGAAUUCUGUCUUUCCCUCCAUCUCUUUUAUCUGCUUACACACACCCUGCAGCUUACAUAACCAUGUUUACGUGAGACUGCCGGCAGUCAUAUGUAAACAGCCUGAAACGGAUUAGACUGAACCUGAUUGGAGCCUUUAGGGAGGAACAGACUGCAGAGAGGAAUAAAACGCUAAACUCUCCAGUCUUUGCCUCAUCUGGUUCCGUCUAUCAGCUCAGUGGGCCGGUGCUGGACGGUGCAUGUCACUCUGGUUCUGAUCCGUCUGGAUGACAUGUAUGGCUUGUAACAUGUGAUCAUUUUUUAGCAUUAAAGCCUGUUUUUAUAACCAAAUCUCAUUAUUUCUCAAGGUAUGUAUUGAGGGGUUCUGGUCGGGUUCUGGAACUGGUUACCGGACCUGGUGGAGCACAGAGACAAAAAUGAAUGAGGCCAAACGGGUGUUUAAGGCGCAUGCGCGGCCUGCAGGUGUGAACCAGGUGAAUUUGAUUGCAGUUGCUGAAAACGAGCGGAGAAGAAGAGGCGUCCGGAUCCUCUGUCAGCGCAGAGAAACAGAGUCGAACCUACUGAUUCCCAGAACAUGGCGCCGCUGGGUUUGAAGCUGAUCCUCAUCGGCUUCAUGUGUCUCAGAGUUGAAGGAAGCUGCAGCGUGGAGAACUGCCGCGACCCCCGGACCUGCGUCCUAUCCGCGGACCGGAGGAGUUGCCGCUGCGCCGCGGGACUCUACGGCUCGAACUGCGGACACAGCGCGCAGCUGAAGGUCCUGUGCGGCAGAGACUUCAUGAGCAUCCGGGCCGCAGAGGAUUUCUUCUCCUACCUGAAGGUCCCGCUGGAGUCGCUGCACCUGCCGAACCGGUCGUGCCGGGCCCAGAGGGAGGUGAUCGCCGGGACGCCGUUCUUCAUGUUCCGGACCUCCAGGGAGAAAUACCUGGCCUGCGGAGGGAAACCGCUGCAGAAGAACUCGACCCACCUCCUGUACUCCCUCACGGUCCAAUCAGAACCUCAGGUCAGCGGGAACAUUAUCAGAGACCCGGCCAUUAAAAUGGACUUCACCUGCGUCUACCCGAACCUGCGCAGGGUCAGCCUGCCGUUCCCGGUCCGGCCCAUCUCCAGCCAGAUGGUGAUGCAGGUGGAGGAGACGGACGCCACCAUCCAGAUGUUGCUGUUCGCCGACAGCAGCUUCAGCCGGGCCUUCAGCGGCACGCCGACCAUAGAGCUGCGGGACCCGGUGCAUGUGGAGGUCUCUGUGGCCGAGCCUGCGGACUUCUUCCUCCUCCGGGUCGAUGACUGCUGGGCCAGCCGGUCCCCGCAGCCCAACGCCACCGGACUGCUUCACAGCCUCGUCCAGAACGGCUGCGUGGCCGACCCCACCGUGACCUUCCUCCCGCUGGCUGAGGACCGGGCCGGGCCCAACGGCCGAAGCUCCGGGGUCCGGUUCCGCUUCCAGAUGUUCCGCUUCACCGCUGGACCCGCCGAGUUCUACCUGCACUGCAGCGUGCAGCUGUGCGAGCCGGACGACCAGCCGUCCUGCCUGCCGAGCUGUGGCGCCAUCAGGAAGCGGGAAGCCGUCAGGCCGCUUCCCAGCCGCGGUCUGCUGUCCUACGGACCGAUCCGGGUCGAGGUUCCGGACCGGCCCGUGUCCAAUGUUCUGACGGCGGCGGUUCUUCCUGUGGCCGCAGUCUGGACGCUGGGCUUCUUCCUCACCCUCCUCAUCAUUGUGGCCAAGGCCGGCAGGAGGCGGGUCCCCGAACCCGACGGCCCCUGACGGCAGGAAGCUCCAAUAAACCCUCUUUCAUCACUUCCUGUUUUCCUCCUGUUCACAGCAGCUUUUUAUAAAACUCAAAAUACUUUCAA